Messenger RNA from Diceros bicornis minor, 3923 nucleotides. RefSeq names its product tyrosine kinase non receptor 1 (gene TNK1). The record is from RefSeq and is a predicted model, not a curated record. NCBI's taxonomy places the organism in Eukaryota, Metazoa, Chordata, Mammalia, Perissodactyla, Rhinocerotidae. Gene Ontology annotation, cellular component: basal plasma membrane; signaling receptor complex. Gene Ontology annotation, molecular function: transmembrane receptor protein tyrosine kinase activity; protein binding; ATP binding. Gene Ontology annotation, biological process: positive regulation of kinase activity; positive regulation of cell population proliferation; cell surface receptor protein tyrosine kinase signaling pathway.
GCCAGGUGAGGGUCCGGAGAAGCAGGGGCGCGCCGCGCUGGCUGGUGGAGCAGCCGUCGCUGGGGAUGUUGCUGCCCUGGGCGUCUCUGGGCUGAUGCAGCAGUGUGCCUGCCUAACUCAGGUAUGUGUGGACGCUGUACCGUGAUGUCAUGUGUGUUGUGUGUGUUUAUGUGGACCUUGACGUCUCAGAUGUGUGGGGCGGUGUGUCUUGGAGGCAGUGAACUGCCAUGUCUCAAGUACUUGUAUGUGAGAGGGUAUGUGGCAGUAAGCCUGGGUGUUCUAUGGCAGCAUGCUGGAACGUCUCAGAUUUGAGAGGACAUGUAUCUGGGUGUCUCAGGCAUCUUUUGCAGCAUAUCUGUAGGUCUGAGUGUGUGUGUGUGUGUGUGUGUGUGUGUAGCAGUGUUUCUGGGUGUGGGAGGCAAUGUAUCUUCGUGUGUGUGUUUGUGUGUGUGUACCUGCCUGUCUGAGAUAGGGUGUGGUUAGCGUAUCUCGGCAUCUCUGGUGUGUAUGUGGUAGGUCAAAAUGUCUCGUGUACAUAAGGUGUCUCAGAUAUAUGUAAGUGCAUGUGUGCAAUGGUGUACCUCAGGUCUAAAAGGGCAGUGGAUCUGGGUGUCCUAGGGGUACAGAGGCAGUGUGCCAUAAUAUCUCAAGAGUGAGCAGGGCAACACACCUGAAGUCUGCACAGUGCUAAAAUCUUAGGUGUGAGGGGCCAGGCCCGUGGCACGGUGGUUGAGUUCGCACUCUCAGCUUCGGUGGCCCGGGGAUCGCAGGUUCGGAUCCCAGGUACGGACCUACGCACCGCUUAUCAAGCCAUGCUAUGGCAGGCGUCCCACACAUAAAGUGGAGGAAGAUGGGCACGGAUGUGAGCCCAGGGCCGAUCUUCCUCAGCAAAAAGAGGAGGAUUGGCAACAGAUGUUAGCUCAGGGCUAAUCUUCCUCGCUAAAUAAAUAAGUAAAUAGAUAAAUAACCAAAUAAAAAAAUAAAAUAAAAUAAAAUCUCAGGUGUGAGGAGGGCAGGUUUGUCAGUGGUGAGGGGGUAGAGUACCUAAGUCUCGAGUAUGGGGAGCAUUCUUCCCAGGGUCUGUGUGUGUGAGAGGCAGGAUUCCUGGCUGUCUCUGAUGUGUCCCUCCCUCUGUACCUGAGUGUUUCUGACGGGUUGAGGGUGGAGGUGGCGACCACAUCUCUGGUGUCUGAGUGUCUCAGGUGCCUACCCUGGGCCAUGUGUCUGGAGGAGAGUGUGUCAUCCUUAGGAGUUCCUUCUCUAGACAUGCUCCCUGAGGUGGGCUCCGUGUGGCUGCUGCGACUGCUCCGGGACAUCCAGCUGGCCCAGUUUUACCGACCCAUCCUUGAGGAGCUUAAUGUUACUCGGCCAGAACACUUUGACUUUGUGAGACCUGAGGACCUGGAUGGCAUUGGCAUGGGCCGGCCUGCUCAGCGCAGACUGGCUGAAGCUCUGAAGAAGCACCGUUCAGGGCUCAAGUCUAAAAACUGGGUCUACAAGAUCCUUGGGGGUUUUGCUCCUGAGCAGAAGGAGACCAUCCCACUCUCAGACAACACUUGGUCCCUCCCUGAGCCAGAGGGAGGGCUCAAGUGUCUGAUCCCAGACGGUGCUGUGUGCAGAGGGGAGCUGCUGGGCUCCGGCUGCUUUGGUGUGGUGCACCGAGGGCUGUGGACACUGCCCAGUGGCCAGAGCAUCCCAGUGGCUGUCAAGUCCCUGCGGGUGGGUCCAGAAGGCCCCAUGGGCACAGAGCUGGGGGACUUCCUUCGAGAGGUGUCCGUCAUGAUGAACUUGGAGCACCCACACGUGCUGCGCCUGCACGGCCUCGUCCUGGGCCAGCCUCUGCAGAUGGUGAUGGAGCUGGCGCCACUGGGCUCCCUGCACGCGCGCCUGACCGCCCCAGCCCCUAUGCCCCUGCUGCCAGUGGCCCUGCUCUGCCUCUUCCUGCGGCAGUUGGCGGGGGCCAUGGCGUACCUGGGGGCCCGCGGGCUGGUGCACCGAGACCUCGCUACGCGCAACCUGCUGCUGGCUUCACCGCGAAUAAUCAAGGUGGCCGACUUCGGGCUGGUGCGGCCGCUGAGUGGUGCCCGCGGCCGCUACGUCAUGGGCGGACCCCGGCCCAUCCCCUAUGCCUGGUGUGCUCCAGAGAGCCUGCGCCAGGGGGCCUUCUCUUCUGCCUCGGAUGUGUGGAUGUUUGGGGUGACGCUGUGGGAGAUGUUCUCUGGGGGUGAGGAGCCCUGGGCCGGGGUCCCGCCAUACCUCAUCCUGCAGAAGCUGGAGAAGGACCGAGCCCGGCUGCCUAGGCCUCCCCUCUGUUCCAGGGCCCUCUAUGCGCUCGCCUUGCGCUGCUGGGCCCUCCACCCUGCUGACCGGCCGAGCUUUUCCCACCUGGAGGGGCUGCUCCAAGAGGCCUGGCCUCCUGAGGGACGUUGUGUGAGGGAUGUCACAGAGCCAGGCGCCCUGAGAAUGGAGCCUGGGGACUCCAUCACUGUCAUCGAGGGCAGCCCCGACUCUGCAACAUGGAAGGGCCAGAAUGGUCGCACAUUCAAAGUGGGCAGCUUCCCAGCCUCAGCAGUGAUGCUGGCAGAUGUGGGGGGCUCGCCAGCCACCCGUCCAGUCCACAGAGGCUCCCCUGCCCGGGGAGAGCGACACCAGGGAAACACAGACGGGGACAGGGCGAAGGCAAAGCUUCGGGAUCCACCUCGAGCCCGGGGCCAGAGAAGGAACGUGCCCCUGCAGGCGACGAAAGGCAUUUCCAAGAGUCUGGAAUCGGUUCUGUCCCUGGGCCCCCGCCCCACUGGGGGUGGUGCAAGCCCCCCUGAACUUCGACAUGCCAGAGCUGUGCCCCAGGGACCUCCAGGCCUGCCACCCCGCCCUCCCUUUGCCUCAAGCUCUUCUUCUCAGCCCAGCCAGUUCCCCAGGGAGCGGCCUCCCUGGCCCAAAAGAGAACCCCCACACAGUCACCCCAUGGGAGCGCCAGGAGCCAGCAAAGCUACUGCCCCCUCUGGAGGCCUCUCGCCUGACUCCGAGUUGCAGAGGAGGAUUAUGGAGAUGGAGCUGAGCGUGCAUGGAGUCACCCACCAGGAGUGCCAGGCAGCACUGAGGGCCACUGGGGGAGAUGUGGUUUCUGCCAUCCGGAACCUCAAGGUGGACCAGCUCUUCCACCUGAGUAGCCGAUCCAGAGCCGACUGCCGGCGCAUCCUCGAGCACUACCAGUGGGACCUCUCAGCUGCCAGUCGCUAUGUCCUGGCCCGGCCCUGAGCUCUACUCCCUUGGGCAUGGACAUCAGCAUGACCCAGGGCCUGGCCACUUGGGACCAAGCAGAACCAGAACAAAGUCCUGUCGGAGCAGACUUUCCCACCAGGGGAGAUCUUGCUGUAGGCAGCACAGGAGGAGUCCAGGGCCAGGCACUGACAAGUGUCUCCUCCUACCCUGCCCCUUGGCCUCUGAGGGCUCAAGCUCCCUCGGCCAGGUCAUAGAAGGAUCUUAUCUACCCUGCCCACCACAUUCCCAACCAAGAGGAAGACUCAGAGGAACAGAGCUGCUACACAUCAUACCCACAGGAAACUUCUACUUGCUACAGAGAGUGAUCCAGUGGCCAUACUGGACCAUGGGAACAGCCAUCCUGAACUGCCGUCAGCUGCCACACUGCACUUUGGGAGCAGCUAUCUUGGAUGAUGGAAGCCUUACUGACUUGGGGCACAUGGCCCAAACUGCCUUGGCUUGGUCCGGGGCCAUCAUGGGUGAUGAAAGUUGCUCUCUUGGACUCAAAGACACUUGAUCCUGGCAGCAUGGAUUAUGAGAUGGGCCAGCCCCCCGGAGCCCAGCUGUCAUAUUUCCCUUUGUGUCUUCCUACACCAAAUCUUUUUUCUACCCUCUCCCAUUACAUACGUUUUCCAGUGUCCAAAAAGUUACAAAGUUUAUAU